GUCUUUUGCUUGUUUUAGUGUUGGUCAGGACGUGAGCUGGGUGGGCAUUCUAUGUUGUGUGUCUAGUUUGUCUGUUUCUGUGUUCAGCCUAAUAUGGUUCUCAAUCAGAGGCAGCUGUCAAUCGUUGUCCCUGAUUGAGAAUCAUAUAUAGGUGGCUUGUUUUGUGUUGGGAUUUUGUGGGUGGUUGUUUCCUGUGUCAGUGUUUGUGCCACACGGGACUGUGACGGUUAGUUUGUUUUGUUAUUUUGUAAUUGUAUAUGGUUUUCAUGUUCAUUAACUCAUGGAAACUUACCACGCUGUACAUUGGUCCUCCGAUCCUUCUCGCCUCUCCUCGUCCGAUGAGGAGGACGACUUAGACUGCCGUUACACCACUGCAUUACCUUUAAAUGAAAUGUUGUUGAAUUACUUAUGUUGUCAACCUCCAAGAAGCAGAGGUCCAAUAGAUUAGACUGAAAGAAACAUCUGUAGACCUAUAAACAUCUAUCGGCCUAUACAGGCCAGGAGUUGGAUUUGCAAUGACAGUCUGUGUUUGACUUUGUCAUACUGACACACCCCAUCAUAAUAGACAAUACAUUUGCAGGUAUUUAUCUAAACAUUGACCAUUGAUGUUUAAGCCAUAUUUGUAUACAUUGUAAUGCAACAACUAGAAAUGGACAAUCAUCUCUAUAACCUUGAUAAAAUGUGAACACAAAACAUCAGAAAACAAUAGUAACUUAGCACAUUAUUCUGAGCACGUUAGUGAGGGUACGAGGUUCCACAGACACAAACGCCCAAUGUCCAAUCUUGCUUCAAUGUUAAAUCAAGUAAAUAUACAAUAAUCCUAAUAAAACUGGGUAAAAUGACUUCCUGAAUGUGUCUAAAUAUUGCACAGGAAAAUGUAAGGUCAGUGUUCCAUUUCUCAGCCAACCUAUUUCUAUUUUAUUUCAACUGGUUCCACUCUUACAAGUGUCUUGUGUAUUUUUGCCUGCAUAUCACUGCCCGCUCAACCCAGAUCUUUGAACCAGUAAAUGUUUUGCCUGCCCAGUGAGACAGGGACUUCAGUUUCACCCCUACCCUGGGAUGCCAAGGAAAGGUCAAGUACAAGAGCACCUGGAAUAGCAUGGAGGGAAGGUCCACUAUUAAAUUAUGCUCAACUAGGAGCAUGUUCUGGAGGUUAAAGUUGGUGAACAACAGUCAUGGGCACAAAUUGUACUGACAUGUUAUCACAAUGCCGACAGGUGUUGCAGUACAUGUAAUGUAGGGUAUGUAAAUACUAGUAAUUUUAUAUUUAAGUCAUUUAGCAGACACUCUUAUCCAGAGCGAUUUACAGUAGUGAGUGCAUACAUUUAAGAAAAUAAAAUGUCCAAUCGGUACUGUUAGGCUUGAUGUUUAUGCACUAGCCCGCUACCAUAUUGUUUGAAGAUGAAAGUACCCGUGGAAAUCGAAACCACAACCCUACGGUUGCAAGUGCCAUGCCCUAACAACUGAGCUACACAUUACUUCUCAAAGUGAAAUUUACGGCGCACUCUUGGCAACAUGUCACGCAAGUCUGUACUUUCGUUUUCGCUUUAUGUGUUCACCAGUUGUGUAAACGUCGUUAUAUAACGCAAAAAGUUUGCCUCAGCCACAUUUAAGCUUUUCGGGAGUUUUUCAGGUUUUUAAGUCUUUUCAGUCUUCAGAUUUUCAUUUACUACCAGAACCUGUGCCGUUAGACCUUUAUCAUAUGGCCAUGGAAUUUCUGAAGUCACACAAGGAGGACCUGUGCAAGUGGUUAUCAACGAUGGAUGCUGAGUUUAUCAUUGACAAGUGUGAAGAUAUCCUAACAGCUAAACAGGAUAAGGCUAUUCGCAAUCAAAAAACUGAUGAAGGGAAGAUCCGUCUUCUUUUGGAGACAUUCAUUGAAAUGGACGAUAGUACAUGUCAGGACUUCCUUAAGAUUCUGAAGGAAGAGCAGACACAUUAUCCAGGCCUUCAACAACAUUUCAGCAAGAGCGCACAAGCUUCAUCCAGCCCAACGGUGUAUGCGGAUUGCAGCAGCACUGUUGAUACCAGGAAAGUCACCAAUGUCCGAGGUAUAAAAGACUUAGACAUGCAUGUAACCGUUCAAGCAGGAUCGGGGAAUCCAUCUGGAAUGAACGUCAGCCAACCACCCCCACAUGCAGAAAUGGUUGCAAUAAAAGGCAGCCAUAUAUUUGCAUCAGAGAUAACGAACUGUACAAUCGACGGCAACCUCAAUAUGUCUGUGAUGCAGGUCCCAGCCCCCCAGGCCCCAGCCCCCCAGGCCCCACAGUGUCCAGUGCCAAAAAAGCAAACAGAAGAUGUGUCCUCUUCUCAGGGCCCUGCCAUGAAAAUGAUCAUUGAGAAUAAGAUGAAACUCAUCGACUGGCUCCGAGCAGAUUCUGUCUUCAUUCUUCAACAUGUGCACUCCAAACGUAUUGUUACCGAUAGAGAGUAUCAAGAGCUGAAGAGCCUCUCAGUACCAGAGGCUGCUGUGACCGACCUGAUUGACAAGAUGAUUCUCAAAAAGGAAGAGACAUGCUCUCAGUUUCUUGAUACUCUCAAAGAAAGUGAGGUGAAUGACACCUAUCCAGGACUUAAGAAGUGGAUUACCACCUUAUUCUGACUAGGACCAUCACGGCCCAAGAACAUGACACAUUCUCCAUCGAUCUCUGCAAUUUCAGACAAAUGUGGGUUUUUGAAAAGAAACCGCACAGCUCUGGUUAGCCGGGUGAAAAACGUGAAGGCCAUUGUCGAUGAUCUGCAGAGUGGACAUUUACAUGAAGAAAUGGCUGCCACCGUGAAUGCCCAGUUGACACCACAAGAAAUGAUGAGGAAGCUCCUGGAUAGCGCGACCAGCACCGGGGCCGCUAACGCCCUGAUUCAAGCCCUUUUAACUCACCAGAAGGAUGUCAUGGAUGACCUGAUUGCUGAAAAUGCUUGAAAGAGGUCAAUUGGUUCUUCAUUCUAAUUUAUCUAUAUCAGGACUACUUUUAUCUUUUUUCUAUCACUUUUUUAUUAAUCUUAGCCACCAGCCUGUUCUCAGACUAGUAAACUUAAAUCUGGGACACUCAGAAUAGUGUAAUAUGCUACAGUACAUUUGGUACUGUAUGUUUACAUUAAACGAAUGUAGAGUGGUUGGUUAGGGUGGAUGAGUAUGCGUAUGAUGCAACCUGUCAACUACUUGCUACUUUUUAGCUACUUUGCAACUACUUAGCAUGUUAGCUAACCCUUCCCCUAACUCUUAACCCUAAUCUUAACUCCUAACACUAACCCCAAACCUAGCUAACAUUAGCCACAACAAAUUGGAAUUCAUAACAUACGUUCUGCAAAUUGGUAACAUAUAUUACAAAUUGCAAUUCAUAACAUAUUGUACGAAUUGUAAUUUGUAACAUAUCAUAGGACAUGGAUGAUGGACAUUCACAAAUUAAUACAUACCAUACGAAAAGUAACAUAUCAUACUAAUUGGCUGUCCCAGAUAUAUUUUUACUCUGUUACGUCUACCCCUGAGUCCAGGUUGUUGCCACGUGUAAUUAUUGGUGGUGGUGCUAUUUUUUAUUGACAUAAUCAUGACAAUAUCAUCUUUUAAGGGAAACAUUUCUAUAAAAAAUGCAAGACAAUAUAUUUUGAUUAUGUUGACUAUGGUUCUUUACAUUCCAAAUAUAACAUGUAAAGGUGCAGUUUGAAGAUUUACCACUGCAUUACCUUUAAAUGAAAUGUUGUUGAAUUACUUAUGUUGUCAACCUCCAAGAAGGAGAGGUCCAAUAAAUUAGACUGAAAGAAACAUCUGUAGACCUAUAAACAUCUAUCGGCCUAUACAGGCCAAGAGUUGGACUUGCAAUGACAGUCUGUGUUUGACUUUGUCAUACUGACACACCCUAUCAUAAUAGACAAUACAUUUGCAGGUAGUUAUCUAAAAAUUGACCAUUGAUGUUAAAGUGUAUUUGCAUACAUUUUAAUGCAACAACUAGAAUUGACAAUCACCUCUAUAACCCUCGUGAAAUGUGAACACAAAACAUCAGAAAACAAUAGUAAUUUAGCACAUUAUUCCAUUUAAAUACAAUUUUAUUUGUCACAUACGCUACCGUUCAAAAGUUUGGGGGCACUUAGAAAUGCCCUUUUUUUUUUUUUUAGAAAAGCAAAUUUGCAAAAUGGUUUUCCAAUGAUCAAUUAGCCUUUAAAAAUGAUGAACUUGGAUUAGCUAACACAACGUGCCAUUGGAACACAGGAGUAAUGGUUGCUGAAAAUGGUCCUCUGUACGCCUAUGUAGAUAUUCCAUAAAAAAUCUGCCAUUUCCAGCUACAAUAGUCAUAUACAACAUUAAUAAUGUCUACAGUUUAUGUCUGAUCAAUUUGAUGUUAUUUUAAUGGACAAAAAAAUGUGCUUUUCUUUCAAAAAUCAAGGGCAUUUUGUGACCCCAAACUUUUGAACGGUAGUGUACACAUGGUUAGCAGAUAAUAAUACGAGUGUAGCAAAAUGCUUGUGCUUCUAGUUCCGACAUUAUUGUUAGAUAUUACUGCACUAUCUAACAUUAAUAUCUAACAAGUAGUCUAACAAUUCCCCAACACCUACCUAAUACACACAAAUCUAAAGGGGUGAAUGAGAAUAUAUACAUGUAAGUAUAUGGAUGAGCGAUAGCGAAGGUGCAAUAGAUGGUAUAAAAUACAGUAGAUACAUGUGACAUUAAUAAUGUUUACAUAUCUUACAUUACUCAAGUGGCAUUAUUUAAAGUGGAAUUGUUUAAAGUGACUAGUGAUCCAUUUAUUUAAGAGGCCAGUGAUUGGGUCUCCAUGUAGGCAGCAGCCUCUCUGAGUUAGUGAUUACUGUUUAGUAGUCUGAUGGCUUUGAGGUAGAAGCUGUUUUUCAGUCUCUCGGUCCCAGCUUUGAUGCACCUGUACUGACCUCGCCUUCUGGAUGAUAGCGGUGUGAACAGGCAGUGGCUCAGGUGGUUGAUGUCCUUGAUGAUCUUUUUGGCCUUCCUGUGACAUCGGGUGCUGUAGGUGUCAUGGAGGGCAGGUAGUUUGCCCCCGUGAUGCGUUGUGCAGACCACACCGCCCUUUGGAGAGCCUUGCGGUUGAGGGCGGGUCAGUUGCCGUACCAGGCUGUGAUACAGCCCGACAGGAUGCUCUCGAUUGUGCGUCUAUAAAAGUUUGUCAGGGUUUUGGGUGACAAGCCAAAUUUCUUCAACCUCCUGAGGUUGAAGUGGCACUGUUGCGCCUUCUUCACCACACUGUCUGUGUGGGUGGACCAUUUCAGUUUGUCUGUGAUGUGUACGCCGAGGAACUUAAAACUUUCCACCUUCUCCACUGCUAUCCCUUCGAUGUGGAUAGGGGGUUUCUCAUUCUGCUGUUUCCUGAAGUCCACAAUCAUCUCCUUUGUUUGUUGACGUUGAGUGAGAGGUUGUUUUCCUGACACCACACUAGAGGUCGACCGAUUAUGAUUUUUCAACGCUGAUACCGAUACCAAUUAUUGGAGGACCAAAAAAGCGGACACCGAUUAAAUCGGCCGAUUUUUAAAAAUGUAUUUGUAAUAAUGACAAUUACAACAAUACUGAAUGAACAAUUAUUUUAACUUAAUAUAAUACAUCAAUAAAAUCAAUUUAGCCUCAAGUAAAUAAUGAAACAUGUUCAAUUUGGUUUAAAUAAUGCAAAAACAAUGUGUUGGAGAAGAAAGUAAAAGAGCAAUAUGUGCUAUGUAAGAAAGCUAACGUUUAAGUUCCUUGCUCAGAACAUGAGAACAUAUGAAAGAUGGUGGUUCCUUUUAACAUGAUGUCACGCCCUGGCCUUAGUAUUAUUUGUUUUAUUUAUUAUUUUAGUUAGGUCAGGGUGUGACAUGGGGUAUGUGUGUAUUUUGGGGUAUUAUAUGGUAGAAGGGGUGUUUGUUGUAGUUUAUGGUUUUGUGUUGAGUGUAUGUGUCUAGCUGUGUCUAUGUUGGGUGUAGUUCUAGGAAAGUCUAUGGUGGCCGGAAUGGGUUCUCAAUUAGAGACAGCUGAUUUCGGUUGUCUCUAAUUGGGAGCCAUAUUUAAGGCUGCCAUAGGCUUUAGCUGUUUGUGGGUCAUUGUUUGUGUUUAUGUAUAGUUCGACGUAAGUAGUUUGUGUGUGCACUUACGUUUGAAGUUUUCACGAUCGUUUGUUGUUUUCGUUAGUGUUGUAUAAGUGUGUAGUGUUCAUCUUCAUCGUUGUUAUUAAAAAAGAAGAUGUAUUCAAAUCAUGUUGCGCCUUGGUCCUCUCGUUCAUGUCAACGCGAUCGUGACAGAAUGACCCACCAAUACCGGAUCAAGCAACAUGACCAGCGGCAACAGGAGCAGCACAAAGAGGAAUGGAAAUGGGAGCCAUAUUUAGGGUAGCCAUAGGCUUUCAUGUGAUGUGGGUAAUUGUCUAUGUGAUACGUUUGUAGCCUGUGUGUGCACAUCGUUAUUUAGCUUCACGAUCGUUUUCUUGUUUUGUUAGUUCGUAAGUGUGUUUGUUUCGUUUUGCCUUCUUCACCAAUAAAAGGAGAUGGCUUAUUUUCCUAAUGCUGCGUUUUGGUCCGUCAAUCCUCCACACGAUCGUGACAGAAUUACCCACCGCUACAGGACCAAGCGGCAUGUAAAGCGGCAACAGGACCCACCUACACAGGAUUCUUGGACAUGGGAGGAGAUACUGGAUGGUAAGGGGCCGUGGGCACAACCGGGAGAAUAUCGCCUCCCUCGUGAAGAGCUGGAGGCAGCGAAAGCCGAGAGGAGGCGAUAUGAGGAGGCAGCACUGAAGCAAGGCUGGAGACCCGUGAGUAAUACCCAAAAAUUUCUUGGGGAGGGGCUCAUGGGGAGUGUGGCGAGUCCAGAUGGGAGAACUGCGUCAACUUCCCGUGCUACCCGUGAGGACUCUAAGAGGGAACCUGAGCCAGUCGGGCUGAUAUUGGAGGUGAGCAAUGGGAAAUGGGAGCGUAAUCUGGACUACACUACAUGGGAGGAGAUCGACAGGUGGGCGAUCGACCCAGGGCGAGUGCCGGAGCCAGCCUGGGAUUCUCUGGCGCAGUGUGAGGAGGGAUACCGGCGAAUGGAGGCAGCACGACGACGCGGUAGGAAGCCUGUGAGUCAGCCCAAAAAAUUUCCUGGGGGGUGGCUAAGAGGUAGUGGGCCGAGGGCAGGUAGGAGACCUGCGCCCACUUCCCAGGCUAACCGUGGAGAGCGGGAGUACGGGCAGACACAGUGUUACGCAGUAGAGCGCACGGUGUCUCCUGUACGUGUUCAUAGCCCAGUGCGGGUUAUUCCACCUUCCCGCACUGGUAGGGCUAGAUUGGGCAUUGAGCCAGGUGCCAUGAUACCGGCUCAACGCGUCUGGUCUCCAGUGCGUCUCUUCGGGCCGGUAUACAUGGCACCAGCCUUACGCAUGGUGUCCCCGGUUCGCCUACAUAGCCCGGUGCGGGUUAUUCCACCUUCCCGCACUGGUCGGGCGACGGGGAGCAUUCAACCAGGUAAGGUUGGGCAGGCUCGGUGUUCAAGGGAACCAGUACGCCUGCACGGUCCGGUAUUUCCGGCGCCACCUUCCCGCCCCAGUUCAGUUCCACCAGUGCCUACAUCACGUAACAGGCUUCCAGUGUGUCUCCAGAGCCCUGUUCCUCCUCCACGCACUCGUCCUAUGGUGCGUGUCUCCAGCCCGGUACCACCAAUUCCGGCACCACGCACUAAGCCUCUUGUGCGUCUCCAGAGUCCUGUGCAUCCUGUUGCUGCUCCCCGCAUUAGCCCUGAGAUGCGUGUCCCCAGUCCGGUACCACCAGUUCCGGCCCCACGCACUAGGCCUAAUGUGCGUCCCCAGGGUCCAGUAUGCCCUGUUCCUUCUCCCCGCACUAGCCUGAAAGUGCGUGCCUUUAGCCCGGUGCCUCCAGUUCCGGCACCACGCACCAGGCCUACAGUGCGCCUCAUCCGGCCAGAGCCAUCCGUCUCUCCAGCGCCAUCUGAGCCAUCCGUCUCCCCAGCGCCGUCUGAGCCAUCCGUCUCCCCAGCGCCGUCUGAGCCAUCCGUCUCCCCAGCGCCAUCUGAGCCAUCCGUCUGCCCAGUGCCGUCUGAGCCAUCCGUCUGUCCAGAGCCAUUAGAGCCGCCCGUCUGUCCCGAGCCGUCAGAGCCAUUAGUCAGUCAGGAGCCGCUAGAGCCAUUCGUCAGUCAGGAUCUGCCAGAGCCGCCAACCAGACAGGAUCUGCCAGAGCCGCCAACCAGACAGGAUCUGCCAGAGCCGCCAACCAGACAGGAUCUGCCAGAGCCGCCAACCAGACAGGAUCUGCCAGAGCCGCCAACCAGACAGGAUCUGCCAGAGCCGCAAACCAGACAGGAUCUGCCAGAGCCGCCAACCAGACAGGAUCUGCCAGAGCCGCCAACCAGACAGGAUCUGCCAGAGCUGUCAGCCAGCCAUGAGCGUCCAGAUCCGUCUGCCAGCCAUGAGCGUCCGGAUCCGUCAGCUAGCCAUGAGCAGCCAGAUCUGUCAGCCAGCCAUGAGCCGUCCAACCAGGAUCCGCCGGAGCCGUCAUCCAGCCAGGAUCUGCCCAUUAUCCUGGUGCUGCCCCUUAUCCUGGUGCUGCCCCUUAUCCUGGUGCUGCCCCUUAUCCUGGUGCUGCCCCUUAUCCCGGUGCUGGCCCUUAUCCCGGUGCUGCCCCUUAUCCCGGUGCUGCCCCUUAUGACUAUGGUAGGGUGGGGACCACGACCAGUGCCGGAGCCGCCGCCGUGGAAGGAAGCCCACCUAGACCCUCCCCUAGACUAUGUGUUGGUGCGUCCGGAGUUCGCGCCUUAAGGGGGGGGUUAUGUCACGCCCUGGCCUUAGUAUUAUUUGUUUUAUUUAUUAUUUUAGUUAGGUCAGGGUGUGACAUGGGGUAUGUGUGUAUUUUGGGGUAUUAUAUGGUAGAGGGGGUGUUUGUUGUAGUUUAUGGUUUUGUGUUGAGUGUAUGUGUCUAGCUGUGUCUAUGUUGGGUGUAGUUCUAGGAAAGUCUAUGGUGGCCGGAAUGGGUUCUCAAUUAGAGACAGCUGAUUUCGGUUGUCUCUAAUUGGGAGCCAUAUUUAAGGCUGCCAUAGGCUUUAGCUGUUUGUGGGUCAUUGUUUGUGUAUAUGUAUAGUUCGACGUAAGUAGUUUGUGUGUGCACUUACGUUUGAAGUUUUCACGAUCGUUUGUUGUUUUCGUUAGUGUUGUAUAAGUGUGUAGUGUUCAUCUUCAUCGUUGUUAUUAAAAAAGAAGAUGUAUUCAAAUCAUGUUGCGCCUUGGUCCUCUCGUUCAUGUCAACGCGAUCGUGACACGAGUCUUCAAUAUUCCCCGUUAAGAAGUUUUAGGCUGUAGUUAUUAUAGGAAUUAUAGGACUAUGUCCCUCUACCAUUUGUAUUUAAUUAACCUUUGACUAGUGGAUGUUCUUAUAGGCACUUUAGUAUUGCAAGUGUAACAGUAAAGCUUACGUCCCUCUCCUCGCUCCUACCUGGGCUCGAACGAGGAACACAUCGACAACAGCCACCCUCGAAGCAGCGUUACCCAUGCAGAGCAAGGGGAACAACUACUAGAAGGCUCAGAGCGAGUGACGUUUGAAACGCUAUUAGCGCGCGCUAACUAGCUAGCCAUUUCACUUUGGUUACACCAGCCUCAUCUCGGGAGUUGAUAGGCUUGAAGUCAUAAACAGCGCAAUGCUUGACGCAAAACGAAGAUCUGCUGGCAAAACGCACGAAAGUGCUGUUUGAAUGAAUGUUUACACGCCUGCUUCUGCCUACCACCUCUCAGUCAGAUACUUAGAUACUUGUAUGCUCAGUCAGAUUAUAUGCAACGCAGGACACGCUAGAUAAUAUCUAGUAAUAUCAUCAACCAUGUGUAGUUAACUAGUGGUUAUGAUAGAUUUUUUUUAUAAGAUAAAUUUAAUGCUAGCUAGCAACUUACCUUGGUUUACUGCAUUCGGGUAACAGGCAAUAUCCUUGUGGAGUGCAACGGGAGAGAGGCAGGUCGUUAUUGCGUUGGACUAGUUAACUGUAAGGUUGCAAGAUUGGAUCCCCCGAGCUGACAAGGUGAAAAUCUGUCAUUCUGCCCCUGAACAAGGCAGUUAACCCACAGUUCCUAGGCCGUCAUUGAAAAUAAGAAUGUGUUCUUAACUGACUUGCCUAGUUAAAUAAAGGUAUACAUUAUUCAUUUUUUUUUUAAAUAGGCAAAACGGCGCCCAAAAAUACCGAUUUUCCGAUUGUUAUGAAAACUUGAAAUCGGCCCUAAUUAAUCGGCCAUUCCGAUUAAUCGGUCGACCUCUACACCACACCCAAGUGCCCUCACCUCCUCCCUGUAGGCUGUCUCGUCGUUGUUGGUAAUCAAGCUCACUACUGUAGUGUUGUCUGAAAACUUGAUGAUUGAGUUGGAGGCGUGCACGGCCACGCAGUUGUGGGUGAACAGGGAGUACAGGAGGGGGCUGAGCACGCACCCUUGUGGGGCCCCAGUGUUGAGGGUCAGUGAAGUGCAGAUAUUGUUUCCUACCUUCACCACCUGGUGGGCGGCCCGUCAGAAAGUCCAGGACCCAAUUGCACAGGACUGGGUUGAGACCCAGGGCCUCUAGCUUGAUGAUGAGUUUGGAGGUUACUAUGGUGUUAAAUGUUGAGCUGUAGUCAAUGAACAGCAUCUUUACAUAGGUAUUCCUUUAGUCCAGAUGGGAUAGGGCAGUGUGCAGUGUGAUGGCGAUUGCGUCAUCUGUGGACCUGUUGGGGCGGUAUGCAAACUGAAGUGGGUCUAGGGUAGCCGGUAAGGCGGAGGUGAUAUAAUCCUUGACUAGUCUCUCAAAGCACUUCAUGAUGACAGAAGUGAGUGCUACGGGGCGGUAGUCAUUUAGUUCAGUUAUCUUUGCCUUCUUGGGUACAGGAACAAUGGUAGCCAUCUUGAAGCAUGUGGGGACAAAAGACUGGGAUAGGGAGCGAUUGAAUAUGUCCGUAAACACACUAGCCAGCUGGUCUGCGCAUGCUUUGAAGACGCGGCUAGGGAUGCCGUCUGGGCCGGCAGCCUUGCGAGGGUUAACGCAUUUAAAUUCAGAGCACGUUAGUGGGGGUAUGAGGUUCCGCAGACACAAACACCCAAUGUCCAAUCUUGCUUCAUUAUUAAAUCAAGUCAAGAUACAAUAAUCCUAAUAUACCUGGGUAAAAUUACUUCCCGAAUGUGUCUAAAUAUUGCACAGAAAAAUGUAAGGUCAAUGUUCCAUUUCUCAGCCAACCUAUUUCCAUUUUAUUUAAACACAAUUUGUACUGACAUGUUAUCACAAUGCCUACAGGUGUUGCAGUACAUGUAAUUGUAACGGUGUAAUUAAGUUGUUAAAUUCCUGCAUAAAAUGGGUAUUAUGCCAUCUCUUGGUUGAUUAGUGUGUUUACAUUGUCAAAUACAUUCAGUG
Molecule: messenger RNA, 11334 nt
Organism: Salvelinus fontinalis (brook trout)
Lineage: Eukaryota; Metazoa; Chordata; Actinopteri; Salmoniformes; Salmonidae
Exons: 8
Coding region: 6474-8738 (754 amino acids)
Biological process (GO): regulation of apoptotic process
Source: RefSeq, a predicted model, not a curated record